Molecule: messenger RNA, 794 nt
Organism: Heterobasidion irregulare TC 32-1
Lineage: Eukaryota; Fungi; Basidiomycota; Agaricomycetes; Russulales; Bondarzewiaceae
Exons: 3
Coding region: 1-717 (238 amino acids)
Source: RefSeq, a predicted model, not a curated record
AUGCAGUCCUCCCGUCUUCGCUCCCUCUUCCGCUUCGGCGGACCAGGCAAGGUGCACUCCAUCCCUCCUUAUGCCCUCAAACGGCCGUUCUUUGAAAGACCACCGCCAUGGUGGGCCAAGCUCACCUGGGGCUUCAUAGCGGCGGACAUAUUCGUGACGUCGACGAUGACGGAACUGACGUGGUCAAAAUGGACGGUCCGUCGCGAUUCCGUCGGAACGGGACAGACCCCCGACGAUGGCGACGCCGGUGAGGAAGAAGAGUUCGUGCUGCGACCGGCAUGGCAGCGCGCUGGCGUGUGUCUGGUGCAUCUCGGAACGGGCCUUGGUCUCGCAACUCUGCUCUUCAUCGGCCGUUCACGCGUCGUCCGGCGACUGCACAUCCUUCCCGCGGGCAGCGUCUCGAAUGCGGCGCAAGGCAAACAGCUCUUCAUCCAGGGACAGCACAACAUAGGCGCGAACGGCGCCAUCGUUCCGUUUAAACACGCACAUCUGCAGCCUGGAAGAGACGACACGGAGAUCAUCCUUCGCGUCGACGGCGUUCGAGGACACUGGUGGAUCGGGCUCACCAGUGCGCGGAUCAACGGGCAGAAGCUUCACCCGAAGCAGGUGAAGGAAGAGAUGUUGGAUGCUUGGGGCAUCCGGAAGAAGAACGCGGGGCUUAGUGAGAGUGGGAGCGACGGGAGGUGGAUAGGAGGGCCGAUCUUGAAGAACUCAUAAAACAUCUAUUAUUGUGCGUAUAGUAACAAGUAGAGCAGAGCAAACAGCGUCGCGUAUCGGUAUACCAUCUUUCCAUC